AUGUCCUCUCCAGUCCCCGUCUUCGACGCAAAAGCGAUGCCCUUCCGCCGGUUGGGCCCCAGCGGUCUGCGCGUGCCGCUCUUCUCUCUCGGCGGCUGGCUCACCCUCGGAGGCUCCGUCGUCGGCGAGAGCGUCAAGGACAUCAUGCAGGCCGCCGAGAAUGGGAUCAACAUGUUCCGACACCGCGGAGGACUACCAGAAAGCAAAAUCAGGGGACACGCUAUCAAAGAACUUGGCUGGCGCCGCACGGACCUCGUCAUCUCAACCAAGAUAUUCUGGAGCCACGAGCCAGGCACGGGCCCGAACGACACGGGGCUGUCGCACAAACACGUUAUCGAGGGCACGAAGGCUUGUUUGCGACGGCUCCAGAUGGACUAUGUCGACGUCAUCUUCGCGCAUCGUUGCGAUACCACCGUUCCGAUGGAGGAGAUCGUCCGCGCAUUUAACUAUGUUAUCGACCAGGGCUGGGCUUUCUACUGGGGCACCUCCGACACCCGCAGCACAGAUGUUGCCACGCGCUUAAACCUCAUCGCGCCGAUCGCGGAGCAGUGCAAGCACAACAUGUUCCACCGCGAACGUCCGGAGAAGGAAUACGCCCCUUUGUACGCCAAGUACGGCCUGGGCACAACCGCAUUCUCUGCACUGCAGGGCGGACUGCUGACGGGGAAGGUAUAUCCUCCUCAACCCUCUAACACACGGCACGCGCUCGCCACCGUGCCCAUGUUCCCUGGGGCGACGGAGGGUCCCCAGGGCGAAGAGCUGCUUUGGAAAGUGCGUCUCCUCAGCCAAAUUGCUGCGGGUGCGUCGUUUCUCCCCGACUUGCUGAACUCUGGGCGGAACCGCGCUGGCGCUCGCGUGGGUUGCGGCGCACCGCCACACUUCCACAGUCAUCCUCGGCGUGUCCUCCGUCGCACAGCUCGAGGCGAACCUCGGGCGCUUGAGGUCCUGCCCAAGCUGGAUGCUGCGGUGUUGGCGCGGAUCGAGGCUGUGUUGGGUAACCACCCGCAGGAGCCGGAGACGUAUGGUCGCCCGCCGCUGGAUCAGGGCAUCCUUUGA
Messenger RNA from Mycena indigotica, 1056 nucleotides. RefSeq names its product Aldo-ket-red domain-containing protein. Lineage: Eukaryota; Fungi; Basidiomycota; Agaricomycetes; Agaricales; Mycenaceae. The record is from RefSeq and is a predicted model, not a curated record. The transcript has 11 exons. Bases 1 to 1056 code for a protein of 351 amino acids.